AGCAAAAAAAUCCAGGAAGUUUGCAGUAAUGAAAAAGAUGAUAAAGCCAACUGAUUCACGCAUAAAACCAGAUGACCGUGUGAUCAUAAAAAAGAAGAAACCAGACCCUCAUGAGCAGAAGGUUAAUGAAGCGCCCCAAUGCUCGUCAGCUUUGUUCUUCCAGUACAACACACAACUAGGCCCACCUUACCGUAUAUUGAUUGACACUAACUUUGUCAACUUUGCUAUUAAGAACAAGGUGGACCUGGUGAAGGGAAUGAUGGACUGCCUUUAUGCUAAGUGUAUCCCAUACAUAACUGAUUGCGUGAUGGGAGAGUUAGAACGACUGGGUGAGAAGUACAGAUUGGCUCUGAAAACAAUUAAAGACCCACGGAUAGAAAAACUUCCAUGUGUGCAUAAAGGCAUAUAUGCUGAUGACUGCCUUGUUAAUCGUGUGACACAACACAAAUGUUACAUUGUAGCAACAUCUGACGUAGACUUAAAAAGAAGAAUACGCAAGAUUCCAGGUGUGCCAAUCAUGGGUGUUGCUCAAGGCAGAUUUUUCAUUGAAAGAAUGCCAGAUGCUCCACAGAUGUAGUUUAUGGACUAAAAUGUUAUCUUUUUCUGCUUAUAUAUAAUCUUCAUUUUCUUCUAUAUGAAUACAUACCCCAAAAUCAUUAAGUGUUAUGUUAUGUAUUCUGCUAAUGUUGUUGUCAGAUUGUUAAUUUUGUAUUCUUGACCAUUUGAAACUGGUUUUCAAUAAAUGAUAUUGCAUUUGA
This is a messenger RNA of Penaeus monodon (black tiger shrimp), 758 nucleotides long. RefSeq names its product rRNA-processing protein FCF1 homolog (gene Bka). Lineage: Eukaryota; Metazoa; Arthropoda; Malacostraca; Decapoda; Penaeidae. The coding region runs from base 29 to 577 and encodes 182 amino acids. The transcript has 6 exons. The record is from RefSeq and is a predicted model, not a curated record. Gene Ontology annotation, cellular component: small-subunit processome; nucleolus.